GAAGAGAGAGUGAGUGAGAAGCAUUGCCAAGCGCACACGGUAUGAACGUCCAGUGGCAUGUUUCAAACACUCAACAUGCUUGUAGUUGGCGCGAGGUUGUAGUAUCGUACGAAACGAAAGAGUAGUUUGCGCGUAUUCUUGCCACUUGAAACAACGGACUUGACAGAGUGUAGAAUCUUCGCCGAGGCCAUGUUCAAUUCGAUCCAUGAACGGAGCAAAAGUGUCUUGCGGUAACCGUAACAGUGUUCCUGGCAGUUUCGUUCCGUGUAAGUAAAAAGACGGAAUGAAAUAAAACGCGUGGGGGAGAAACGCGAGGCGAAUUCUGACAUUCCUCGAAGGGAACGUCGCGUUGAUUCCGCGCUGUCUUUCGCGGACGACGAGCACGAAGUUUAGUGAGAGAAAGAAAAGGGAGCACACGGUGAAAUGUACUCGAUAGUACCGGCAUUAGCGUGCACUUCUUAAAGCGGGUCGCAGACGCAGAUGCUGCCCCGUCUCUGCUCCGAGAAACUCGUCGUCGUUCCUGCUGCUCCAAAAUGAGAACGACGUGGUUGUUACGCGUUUGAACAAUUCGCCAAUUUUCUUCGGAAAUUUCAUCAAUGAAACGUGCAUCUGAACGACGUUAGCCGGAGAAGUGUUCUCUGUUCGAUUACCGGCCCGAUUUCCCGAAUAUUUUUUUAAGUGUUCCUGCUUUUCCCGAUGGUGUAAAACAAAUGAUAAAAUCGUGUAAGAACAGUAAGUAGGAAUUAAAGGAUGGUGUAAAAAGAACAUCGCACGUGAUACGUGGUAAAACCAAGGGCCUGAUAAACAAAAGGAUAAGAGUGCAAAUAAAAGUGAACGACAGAGUGAGACGGCAAAGGAAGGGUGAAAGUGGUUUUUCAUAUUUUUUCUCUGCCAAAUUCGGUUUACGGUUGGUGAUGUGAAGAAAGCAAAUCUAAAGGCUGUGUGCUAUCUGGUAUAUUUCAUUCGUCGAUAUAUUGCAAAGUGACGAGUGCGGGAUUAAAAGAAAUAUAAGUGUUACGAUAAUGUAACGGGCAUUUAUACUGGCGAUCUUGUACAAAUGUAGGACCACAGUACCGUCUCAAGGCAAGAUACCAACAGUGGACUUUUCUUCGACGGCCAGCUAUGUUAACGGUGGAAUUCCGCUCGAGAGGAAUCUGAAGGCGGGGACUCUGACGUCACUCCGCUCAUGAUAAUGAGGUAUUCAUGAUGGCGGAGUAGCGCGCGAGGGAGAAAGAGAGAGCGAGAACGUCGUGUAUGUGGCACGGGGAGUGUGUGCUCGCGCGCACAGAUAUGUGCCUGUCGACUGGUCGGUGAUAGAGAGUUUUGGAUGGAUUUAGAGCGCAGUGAAAUAUGCCAAGGAGACGGAAUGGGGAGAUACCGCUUCCGGAAGGGUGGGACGUCGCGCAAGACUUUGAUGGAAAAGUGUAUUUCAUCGAUCACAACACAAGAAAAACAACGUGGAUCGAUCCUAGAGACAGAUUUACAAAACCACAAACAUUCGCAGACUGUAUUGGGAACGAGCUUCCACUUGGAUGGGAAGAAGCUUACGACAAGCAUGUGGGCGCAUACUACAUUAACCACGUUAAUCAAACCACGCAACUGGAGGAUCCAAGGCAAGAAUGGCGAGCCAUUCAGGAGGCCAUGCUUCGAGAAUACCUUCAGACCGCACAGGACGUACUCGAGGCGAAAAAGGAGAUCUACGAUGUGAAGCAACAGAGGUUAUGUCUGGCCCAGGAUGAGUACAAUCACCUCAACAACGCUUUAACGACGCUCGGUGCUUCGCGUACAAGUUUGUGCUCCAGUUCAAGUUCAUUGAGUACCAAGUACGAUCCGGAUCUUUUGAAAUCCGAUGUCGCGCUCGCGAGGAGUCGAGUUUCCCGGCUGAAACGAGAGCUCGAACAGAUCCGCGCUGAAAUGAACUGUACACAACGAGGAGUGGACACUCUUGCAAGCGUCGAACAGAAAUUGAGCGGACAUCAUGGCGGUUGUUACAACAUCACCGAGGCCCAGGCAAUCAUGACGGAGCUUCGAAACAUUCAGAAAUCGCUGAGUUCGGGCGAAAAGGAGAAAGCCGAGUUGAUGCAGUCUCUGGCUCAAUUGAAGGACGAAUUGACGAGACUACAGCUCUGCGAAGGUAGUCCCGAGGCCAGCACUCUUAGCUUACCUCAGGAGAAGCUUAGUACAGCGUCUCAGACUGAUCUCUCCGGCGAAUUGGUCCCGAUCGGUACUCGCCUGGCCGAGAUGGCACGGAUGAGGUUGCAGUACGACGAAGCAAGGAAAAGGAUACAGCAUAUACAACAACAAUUGGCGGACCUCGAGGAAAAAGUAACUCCUGGUCAGACAGAAAGCGAUAAGGACAAGUUGUUGCUGUUCCAAGAGAAAGAACAGUUGCUUCGAGAGUUAAGGAGUAUCACUCCGCGUACGAGAACGCAACAAGAUAUGAAGAAGAUCCAGAGUGAGAUCCGUCGCCUCGAGCAGGAUCUAAACAACGCGCUUGAAUUGUCGAACAAGACGAUUACGGAUCGCGUGCGACUGCACGAAGAGAAGCAACUGCUGUUGCAACAGUUGAGGGACGCUUUACGCUCGAUGGCGAUGCUCGAGGGUCAAUUGAAGACUCUCAGUGCGAGCACGCUCUCGGUGAGCAGCAGUUCCAGUCUUGGAAGCCUUAGCACGACCAGUAGCAAGGGUUCGCUUAGCUCUGGAUUGAGCUUUACUGAUAUUUACGGCGGUCCUCAGUGUCUGGGUCCUGUCAGCUCUCAACAGGAGCGACCAGUCGACAUGGUUGAUCUACAUAGACGCGUAGAAAGAUUGCUCAGAGGAUCGGAGCAGAAUAAUCUCGUUAGUACGCCUUCUCCUGGUCGAUCGCAGCCAAGUUUGUCGCCAAGAUCGAGUCUCUCCAGCGUCAGUCCACCGGUCUCGCCGCUUUAUGAGAAUGCCCCGAUGGGCCCACCACCUGCGUAUGAACACGUAGAGAUGCAGAGAAGGCAACAUCAGAGACCUACAACCUCGUCGAAUGCUCACUUAGAUGGAAAUCAGCUGGAGGACCGUUUGGCGGAGCUUAGGCUUACUCAGCAGCAAACGUCGUCCCACGAACAAUCCUGUGUUGCGCCUCAGGAUCGUCUUAAGUUGGUCGGUGGCCCACAUCCACCCGUCGAAUUGCAAUCUGGAAAUAUGUCCCAAGGAAGCGGCCUUGGCAGGCCUGUAUGCGUUAUGCAGCAUCAAAUGUCUCCGCAGGAACCACCGCCUCUUUCGCCUAUAAGUGAGACACCUCCUCCUACUGGUAUUCGUUCGAGAGCUAGCAGUUCUGGUACGAACACCAGGUCCGUCUCGGCAGCUGUUUCCGACGAAAGUGUCGCGGGUGAUUCGGGAGUAUUCGAGGCUUCUAAUCGAAGGAAACUGCCCGGAGCGAUUGGCGAUGUCAAUUCAUUGGCGCUUGGCGAGAUGAGCCUGGAGACGGCACAGGUGCAAAUUAAGCUUAGAUAUUCUGUAAGUGACGGUUUGCUCCAUGUUGGAAUCGAACGUGCCAGAAAUUUGGCUGCACUUUUCAUACCUAACAACGCGCAAGUAUACAUAAAGGCUGCAUUGCUUCCGAUGCAACCGCCCGUUAAUCACAUGUGUUGUACGAAACCUGUUGUGGAUCUGCGCAAACCAACCUUCGGCGAAACAUUCCCGAUUGCAGUACCACUCAACAAACUGUACACGAAGACAUUGCAAGUCAACGUUUGGUGUACGGGUAACGAGUCUGAGGAGUGCUUGGGAUCCGCCCAAGUGUCCCUUGCAGACUUUAGUCCAGAAUCGCCAAGCGUGAAAUGGUACAACAUACUUUCCUUUCGCUUCAUGCAACCAUCCGACAGCCCGAGCACUAGCACCAGCAAUAGCAACAGCAUUUCCAUCAGCGUAGCGAGGCAGGCCAAACACGACAAACAAGAAUCAGACUUAUCGGUAUAUCGUGCUGGACAGAAUACGAAAGAAGAAAGCAGUGACGAGAGCACGAUUAUCAGUUCUCAAACGUCGACUCUGACGAGAAAUCAGGGAUGCGAUGAACUGCAAACGGCAAUCUCGUUAAGGCUGGAGGAGCUAGCCAAUUGCUUGGGAAGUCCUGAAGAAGAGGAUGAGAACGAUGGAAGUGAAAGCGGAAGUGAGGACAGUGACGAGGAAGGAAUCAUUGUAGAAUUUACGAUGGAAGAUAAUGUUCUGGAGGAUGUGUUAGAACAUGAGGAGGACGAGGAAUUAAACGAAGAAGCAAGACAAACUCAGGACAAAGAAACUAAUACCGAGUGCGUCUUCAUCCCGGAACAAGGAAAACAGAGGAAACUUUCGGCAGCCGGUGUCGUUUCUAGUGUUAUGCACGAUGAUAAAAAUUCGAUCGUAAUCAAAAGAAGUCAAACGUUUUCACCCAGUGCUGCAGUCAGCAAGAAUCACUAUAUUUGUCGGCUCAAUCGAAGCGAUAGUGAUAGUAGCAUGCCGCUUUAUCGCAGAGGCGGACCAUUUCAACGAAAUUCGGUAGAAAGACGGUCUCUUCGAUGGCGAAGACCUUUGUCCGCUCUCAGUUGUAAAACUGCCUCAAAAAAGUCUACCAAUUUACCACCUACCGCUAGAACCUCACUGGAUCUUGAAUUGGAUCUUCAAGCACAGCAUGCCAGACUGAACAAUCUCCAGGACGAGUUGAGUAGAUUGCGAGAAUUAAAGCAAAGGUUAGAACAAGCGCGAGAAAAGGGAGACACAGACUUUGCGGCAUGGUUGUUAGAGGACCACAAGUUCCAGAACCUGAUGGCACAAGCCGAAAGUGGAAAGAACGGCAAAAGUGCCGAGGAUAAAAGAGUAGAGAAGAUGUUGAAGAAAACUUCGAAAGAAAUCUACAAACUACGGAAAACAAAAGCUGGGAAAGGAAAACCUGAUAUUAUUUCGUUCAAAGAAAAGAUGGCUUUCUUCACGCGCGUUAAUCUCAAUGUUCCUGUACUUCCACCCGAAGAUUCAUUGUGUGAGAAUCCAUCGUCACCAUCACCAUCACUUAUUCAGCACAGGAGACACGCCUCGGAACCAAUUGCCACUGAAUACAUGGUUACUAAGCUUGGUGCUCAAGGUGUUUCAAAUUUGACCAUGCGGUCAAAUAGUGUUCCUAGCGGGAAUGCGUCCGCGGUGAAGACUGACGGUGCCGCGACCAAUAACACGACUACGGUCACGAACGUGAUCGAGGACGUUCCGGCCAACAGUACAAAUAAAUCUGUGAACGCGAAAGGUCGAUCUACCGAGGCGAACGUGCAUUGUCAAGAAAAUGGUCAAGGUAGUGAGAGCCUAAAAUCAACCGAAGAAAACGAUAGCGAAGAGCCAAGGAGGUACGAAUACGUCGUCGACAGAGUUCUCGGUGUCGAGGUGUAACGUUUACACCCAUAUUUUUGCCAAUAGACAAAUCGUUCGAAUCGUUGGAUAAUUAAUGCGUACCAGUCUGGUGACUUUCAAAACGGAAACGGAGGAUUGAAAAAAAGAACAAGAGAAUGUUGUUGUUUCUUUAAUUUUUUCGAAUUCCAGGUGCCAUGCACGAUGAGUAAAGAAAAACUAGAUGAAGAACGUUUAUCGAAAAACACUUGAACGGCAUACACAUAGUGACUAUAACUAGUACAACAAAUUGAACGAUGUUGCUGAUAUUUGUUAUUGUUUUCUUUUUUUAAUUAUUGAUUAUCGACAACGCGAUGCCUUGAGAGAGUCAUUCUAGAAAGACUUUUGAAACGAUAGAAAAAAAUGCGCGAAACAAGCGCUUUGUACAUACGAGAAUCGUAAAUUAUUUAAAUGAGAUUUUAUGCGAGAAUUAUUUAAUUUCAAUCGAUUCCAUCGGGUUCCUCUCUUGUAUCCCGGUUCAUUAUUUUACGUUAUAUCGCUUUGCUCAUUUCCCCUUGCAUAUUCCCUCUUUAGAGCAUACAUGGCCCCACCGAGCAGCUGGACUGCAAUAUUGAAAAUGUAAUAAACGAAGAAAAAGAAAGUAAAGGGAAAGAGGAAAAAGCUGUCGCCCUGGUUGGCUGAACUCUGCCUCGAUUCCAUUACUGCCAUUUCGUAACGUGUUCGCAAUUAUAAUUUCGGAUACUCUUCCUUCCGGCUACAUCGAAUGAUAUAAUAAGUAAGUGUCUUUUUAUUGUGUUUUUAGCGACGAGUUGAGUUCAGCUAUGUUCCGUUUCAAUUAGAUUAUUCUCACUCGGCUCAAAGCGUGUUGCAAAAUAUGUUAACGUCGUGAAAUUGUUGAUCCCUUUAUUGACGAAAGAGAUAUAGCGAGGUCAUAAAAUUAGUCAUAGUCGAAAAUACAUGGUCUUCAAAUGUCGAAGCAAAAUUUCGAAGAAGAGAAAGAAGAAGAUCUAAGGGGAGAGAUAAGGCGCUUGAGCUUUGCCGAAAAUGUAAGAUGUCAACUUAGAAUUAAUACUUCCUUUACAACUGUAGCUUUAUUUUUACCAAUACAGUGAUUAUUAUGAAAUAAAAAACGACGGAGGUUGUUAAUACCGCGUAAUUUUAAUGUAUGUCUACUUGAUGCUUUAACUUAUGACCUCAUUAUAUGACACUGUACAUGAUAUCGAUCCAAGCAUCUGCAUGUACACGUAUGUAUUUGCGUUAAUUCUUUAAUAUAUCCAAAUACAGAGUCAUUAACAUUUUAUCGAUUGAAAAAAUAAUUAGGUGUAUCGAUAGUACGAAUGCAGCGAUUACUUGAAUUUGACUUUAAUAUUUCUGUACCAUUUUUGCGAGUAUAUCGAGGAACCUGGUAGAAAUUGAAUUUUCUUGUGGAGGUUAGUAAAUGUCUUUGAAACAACAAUCAUGUAAAUAACUUUGUAUAUACGCAUCGACAAUCCUGUUUACGCGUCUAUAAAAUAUAAAUAUAUAUAGAUACAAAUUAUAUACAUAUAUCCAUGUAUUUACGAGUGCAUGCGUGUGGGUCUAUAUGUUGCAACAUAUGUUACGCGUAUACAUGUAUGUAUGUAUCUAUAGUGCGUAUAAGACAGAGAAAUUUAUGCGAUAAAUUUGUAUGGUCCGAGAAUGCAUAUUUUUAUAGUAAAAUACGUGCACAACUUGUACAACAGCUUUUAUUACUUCAUUGACAACACAGAGGAAGAAACGGAAGUAGUCUUUUCUGUAAUAGAAUUACGUUUUCAAAGUGCAGGACCUAUUACGUAUGUAUGUAUUUAAUUAACGUGUUGCAUUAACGUAUUGUAAACCAAUCAUUCGACUAGGUGACGUAAUGUCUUACGGUGUUGAAAUCAAGUAUGACAAUGAUGUCGAUGACAAAUGUUAAACGAUGGGGCGACGAUAGUAACUAAAUGCGUUUACGAUGGACGGUAGCAAAAUAAAAAACAACGAUAAUGCUGUUAAUAACGGUAUCAAUGAUAAUGGCAAUGUAAAGUGGCGGCAAUGAGUAUAAUAGAACAUGAAAUAUGAAUCAUGGUACUGAUAUCGAUAAGAAUAGUAAUAACGAUAAUAAUAAGCUCGUAAUGAAAUAUACACAUACAUAAACACGUACAUCCUCCGAGAAACAACCACAAUAUGACUUGUAAGUAAUAAUAAUGAUUUAAAUGGUAGUGAUUCAUAUGAUAACGAUUAAAAGGAAAAAAAUACAGUAUAUAUAUUCUUGCCAUAUUA
Molecule: messenger RNA, 7614 nt
Organism: Bombus huntii
Lineage: Eukaryota; Metazoa; Arthropoda; Insecta; Hymenoptera; Apidae
Gene: kibra
Product: protein kibra
Exons: 13
Coding region: 1351-5379 (1342 amino acids)
Biological process (GO): negative regulation of organ growth; regulation of hippo signaling; cell migration
Cellular component (GO): cytoplasm
Molecular function (GO): kinase binding; molecular adaptor activity
Source: RefSeq, a predicted model, not a curated record